Messenger RNA from Cyclocybe aegerita, 3801 nucleotides. The record is from the annotation of a GenBank genome assembly. Lineage: Eukaryota; Fungi; Basidiomycota; Agaricomycetes; Agaricales; Hemipholiotaceae.
AUGGCGCCCAACAAAGAAGCGACUGUGGAACAUCCAGUAGUCAAACACUGCCCUGUUCUGACUGCCGGCGAGUUAUCCCCAAAGGCCGCGAUGGAGCUGGACAAUGCCUUUCAAGACUUCUUCACCGCGUGUGGCCGUUCCAAGACAAUUGCGGAAGAAGAAAAGGUACCACUCAUCUUGUCCGCCUUCAAGGACUUGCACAUCCGUGACUGGAUCGCGUCUGACCGUGAACGUCUCCUCGGUCUCACUUACGACGCGUUCAUGAAGGAACUGCGAGCGAAUUACCUGCCCACCGACUGGAUCGAGAACGUAUGCAAUGAAAUCUUGGGCAACCGCCAGCAGAAGAACGAGCCGUUUUGGGCCUGGACGCAGAAGAUGAAGGCAGUCAACAUCCUCUUACGAGGAACGACGUCUCACUUCAACGACGACCAAUUACGCCAGCAGCUCGAAGGACUGAUGGAUGCCGAACUCCGUAAAGCCGCCGCCCGAAAGGGAAUUAACGCGAAGACCACGUUAAAAGACUGGAUCGAAGCCGUUAAGAACUUGGACGAAGAGUACGCGUACGACCGGAAGAGGUACAGGGACGCCUUUGAGGAGGACCAACGCAGUUCGAAGCGUGUCGCCCUGUCAGGAAACGCAGGGAACACAGCGCCCCGAUCCUCCUCCAACAAGGCAUCCACCUCGACUGGACGUGCGCAGACCGGAGGCAAAUGGAAGAAGCUACCGAAGCUGGAGCAGUCGGAGAAAGACCUCCUCGAAGAAUACGAGGGCUGCUGGAAGUGCCGUCAAUUUUUUGCAUACCACGGCACACGCUCCUGCCCAAAUGAAUUUCCGCCCGGCAACGGGUACCACACCCUCACGCUCAGCGAUGUUCAGAAGCACCCGAAAUACAACGCCUACAUGGAAAAGAAAGGAAAAGCGAAGACAGUAGCUGCCGUCACCGACGCGAACGAGUCCGAUGACGAGGACGACGCGGUUGCAGCCACCAUGAGCUCCGCACUCGGAGACGGCACCGAUUCCGAGGUGGAGCAUGGUGACAGUGAUGUGAGUCCGCCGUUCCGUUCAAAGCACAUCGUGUGGCGAGCGACACUGACGGGCCCUCGGGCUGAAUUUCCAGUGAAAGUGUCCACCCUCAUAGACAAUGGGGCGCACUUGGUGCUCAUCCGCCCCGAGCUAGUAGAUUCACUUGGCCUAGAACGUCUGAAGCUUCCCGUACCCGAAACCGUCGACGUCGCUAUCAAAAGCUUGAAAGAAAAGAGGAAAAUUGAAUUAGAUGAGUUUGUAAAAAUUACUGUAACAUCACUGGAUGGUCGUUGGACAUCGCGCACUGUUCACGCCAUCAUUGCCCCGGGACUCUACCCCUUGCCACCUCACAAACCAAAGCCGUUAUCACUGAAACAAAAGCGCAGAGAGUUUGAUAAAGAGGUGGAGAAAGUCAAGUUGAUCAAGAAGACGACGCUCGCAGAAUUAUGCACGGUCAUACGAGAAAGAAUCACUGUGCCAGACGAACCUUCAGGUGAAUUGUGCGCCCACGCAGUAGCUGCGGUAAAAGAGCGAGUAGAAAUACUGGCUAACUGGGAGACGCUGCUGCAAAAGAUGCAGGAACACGAGCGUCUCCUGAAAGAGGAAUUCCUCGAUGUAUUUAAACCGAUUCCGCAUGUAGACGAACUGCCUACGGAAUUUCUCUCAGAAAUUCACUUGAAAGACGCUACGAAGAACGUCAAAAGUCGGACGUACGCCUGCCCUAGAAAAUACAAGGGAUCGUGGCAAACCUUGAUUAAACAACACUUAGACGCGGGCCGCAUCAGACCCUCUUCCUCACGCUAUGCAUCCCCUGCCUUUAUUAUCCCCAAGGCAGAUCCAACCGCGCUCCCUCGUUGGGUAAACGACUACCGUGACCUCAAUGCGAACACCGUCAAAGACAGCCAUCCUAUUCCGCGCCAGGAUGACAUCUUGGCAGAUUGCUUGAAAGGUGUGUUCUUCGCGCAGAUCGACAUGACAAACUCGUUCUUCCAGACGCCCAUGCACCCGGACCACAUACACCUGACUGCAGUAACGACCCCCUUCGGAUUGUACGAAUGGACAGUGAUGCCCAUGGGACUUCGUAACGCACCUGCAAUCCACCAACGCCGAGUCACCCAUGCACUCCGGGAAUGCAUCGGCAGGAUCUGCCACAUCUACCUUGACGACAUCGUCAUAUGGUCCCAGACCCUCGAAGAACACGUCCGCAACGUACGGGAAGUCCUGUCAGCCUUACGAGCGGCCAAGCUUUACAUCAACGAGAAGAAAUCCCAUCUAUUCUGCACGGAAAUUAACUUCUUGGGACACAAAAUCUCCGCUGCAGGAAUCGAGGCCGACGGCAAGAAGGCCGACAAAAUUGCCAACUGGCCGACCCCAAAAUCUGCCACAGAGGUCCGAGCAUUCCUCGGACUGGUACGUUACCUGUCCGCCUUCCUCCCUAAUCUGGCAGAACAUACCUUCAUCCUGAACAAGAUGACCAUGAAAGAUUGCGACAAAGACUUCCCGCCAUGGACCGAAAAAGAACAGGCCGCCUUCGACGCAAUAAAAGCGAUUGUUGUGAGUCGCGACUGCCUUACCUCAAUUGACUAUGCAAAGAUGCCAGACAACAAAAUCUUCGUGAUGACAGACGCCAGCGAAACACGGCUACCUACAGAAUCGACCAAGAGCAGCACACGAGCGGAACGAGAAGCACUGGGCCCUUGGGACGUGGACCCAGAAGACGAACUGUGUAUCGUUAUGGAACGACCGCUGACCUCGCCAUGCGACAUGGCCGAAGGACUGUGCGGGACAAGUUCGAUAUGUGCAACAAAGCUCGCAAUCAAUGCAGACAAGGACUUACUCGAUGCCAUCCGUAGCAGAUACAAGCUGGACCCGUGGACCGAAAAACUACGCUCCGCGAAGGACGGAAUGAACGGGAUCGCAGAAAAAGACGGCUUGUGGUUUCUGGCACACGACGCACUAGGCCAUUUCGGUUUUGACAAAACAUACGGCUCCCUCCGGGGAUCUUAUUACUGGCCGAACAUGCGAAAAGACCUGGAGGAGGCAUACGUACCUGGUUGUGCCGACUGCCAACGCAACAAGAACACGACAAAGAAACCGAUUGGCCCUCUGCACCCCCUACCCAUCCCGGACGCCCGUGGAGAUUCGGUGGCUAUCGACUUCAUUGGACCCCUGCCUGAAGAUGACGGUAAAAACUGUAUUAUCUCCUUUACUGAUAGACUAGGGUCGGAUGAACCUGCAGAUGCUUCAGCCGAGGAGAAGAACGCCUGGGAUCUAAUCCGAAAGCUGGAAACAGACACUUGGGAAGCCCAGGACAACCUCCUGAAGGCUAAGAUCUCCCAGUCAUUUUUUGCAAACAAAAACCGUCAACUGACCUUCCCUUUUAAGGUCGGAGAUAGAGUCGUGCUUUCGACGGUGCACCGCCGGCAGGAAUACAAAGCACCAGGGAAGAAACGCGUAGCAAAAUUUAUGCCUCGUUACGACGGACCAUACAGGAUUACGGACGUCGAUGAGGACCAUUCAACCGUGACACUCAACCUCCCAAACUCACCAAAUAUGUUCCCGGUAUUCCAUACAUCUCAAGUCAAACCUUUUACGGAAAACGACGCCACACUGUUCCCGUCUCGGGAGUUCGAAAAGCCUCUGCCAAUCGUUACCGAGAAUGGUGAAGAAUAUUACAUCCGAGACAUAAUCGACGAACGAUGGCACGGACGCGGUUGGCAAUACAAAGUCCGCUGGGAAGGCUAUGCACCGGAAGACAAGACGUGGCUACCAAGAUGA